AAAUGUGGAAGUGCCACUGCAUCAAUUUUCGGUAAAAGGUCGACUGAACUCUGUCUUGUGUGCUGUGAUUCCGAUUUAUGCAACAGUGAUUGCGGAAACAGAACAAGACCAAUCACUAAAACAACAACUACCACUAUUCUCACAACAACAAUGAAAUAUUCGUUUCCGUUCGACUGCUGGGAAAUCCUACAUAAUGGAUAUAAUAUAACGGGCGUAUACCAGAUUUAUCCCUGGGGAUCCAGUGGAAAGUCCAUAGACGUACUCUGUAACAUGGAUAUUGACCCCAAGGAUGGACGGUAA
Messenger RNA from Saccostrea cuccullata (small rock oyster), 300 nucleotides. RefSeq names its product tenascin-N-like. The annotation marks the transcript as partial. NCBI's taxonomy places the organism in Eukaryota, Metazoa, Mollusca, Bivalvia, Ostreida, Ostreidae. The record is from RefSeq and is a predicted model, not a curated record. The transcript has 3 exons.